UUUAACGAUAAUUCAAAGUUUCAAUUCGGCGGACUUCUCGAGUAAAAAUCGGAAAACGAUAGCGAUGGGGAUAUUUCCAAUUAUAUCACUCAUCUUGUUAGUCUUCAUAUCCUCUGCGGAUAGUCUGCAAUUUCGAGAUAAUCCAUUAAACUCUGUCGAUAGCUCCCUCAAACCAUACGAACGCCAUUUGAUUCGUGCAGCGAAAGAUGCUCCUCUGAACUCUACGGGCUCAUCUAUCAAAGAAUUCCAUCACAAUUUGACUCGUCGUGCUACAAAAGAAGAACUAUCCAAAUCAGUCAAUCAAAUGCACAUGAUAUCCCGCAUUAUCAAUGGAAUUUACCUUCAACAAUCACUUGUCAACAAUACCAUUCCAUCUGAAGAGCUUAUCUCCGAGCUGCUCAAUAUUGGAUCUCUAACCACUUCUCAAAUUGUUGGAAUCAAUGGAGCUAAGUUGACUACUGUAGUUGAUCAGAUUAACCAACUCUCUACAAAACUGUCGGCUACAAAUGACAUUAAAGCUGUUGAGACACAGAUUUUUCUGUCUGCUUCAAUUGCCAAUGACGUGAGAGGGUUGGAUGGAAAGUUCAGUUUUCCUACGAAUCAUACGUACUUGAAAGCUGUUGACCAUUUGGCUACGAAGUAUGAGGGUCUGAAAGUGAACAAGCUGAUUGAAAGACUUAUAAAUUUUCUGAAAGCAAUGACUGUUGUUUCAGCUAAAAAUGUCACAGAUGCCGAAGCUGAACCCGCUUUCCUUAUUAUAGAAAAUUUUGUUGUUUAUGUGCAAAGAUUGAACGGCACUAUAGUCGAUUUGAAGCAAAUUAACGUUACUGAACUUGAAGAAAUCUCAAAAAGUGAAAUUCUCAAAAGUUUUGAUAGCAGUUUUCCAUUUCUUCUGCCUCUGAAUGACGCUGUUGCAAAGUACAAGGAUAACGUUGUAGUUUUGACAAAAGACAUCAGCAAGCUUAUUGCAACGUUUGUUGAUAACAUCAAAAGCUUGGGAUUGGUUUCAAAAACGUUAGAAGGUAUUCUUCCGAAAAUCGAUUACUUGGGAAAAGCCGUCGUCCUCCGUCAUCAGAAGCAUGGUAACUUGGUGUUCAAGCACAUUCCUGGGCUCAUCAACGGUAUCCAUGAUAUCAAUUUGAUUAGUGAUGAUUUGGGUAAACAAUGGGUUAAGCAGGCUUUCAUGGGACAAGCACCAAAUAUUUUCGAUUCACUGACUCUUCUCGGGGAUCUUGACAAGUUUUCUCGAUUGGUUGUUACUUCGUUUGGAUUAGACCCAGGUGAUAUGUUCAAGGAAAUAUCGAAAAUUAGUGAACUUGGAAGACAACUUACAAAGUUGUCGACUAGUCCACUAGCAGAGAAAGCGGAUAAAAUCAAGAUCAAUGUUUCUGCUGUUAACGCUUCGAGUCUACAACUUUUUGGAGCUCUCACUUCCAACAUGAAAUCUCUCUCGGUGAAAAUAAGUUCACUCGGCAAAGUAGUCGAAGUUAUAAAAACUCUAAACAACCAAGAAAACAAAGAGAAGAUGGUUAGAAUAUUGAAAAUAGCUCAAAAAAAGAUGGAACAUAAAAUUUCUAACACUAACAAAAUUUUCGGAAUUCUACUGACUUUGAGCCAAUUCGUGAGAUAGUUCAAUCAGUGAACAGUUCUUUCGAAGUACUCUCAGACACCAAGACCCCAACAAUUGCCAAAAGUGUUUCCGAUACACUGAAAACCUCUGCUGUUAUGGAAGAUGUAACAAAGUUCUUCAAUGCCAUCAAUCCGCUGAACGAUAUGCAAGAGAUCAAACACGUGAAACCAGUGAUUGAAGCCAUUCAACUCUUGCGAAAAUCCACAAAAGUUCCACUGUCAAUCAGUUCAACUGUUGGAAAUCUACCGAAGAUGAAGAAAGAGCUGAAAGAUUUGAAGAACUUUAUCGAAGGGAAGAAGAUCAAGACAAAACGUGCCGCUGUGAGUGUGAUGGAUCAAUUGAAGAAUGCAUCGAGUCAACUGUCGGUUCUUGGAUCAGCAACACGUGGAAUAUUCAGUAUGAACGAAGCUUUGAACAUGAAGUUAGAUGUGAACGAUCUGAAAUCAUUGUGUUCAACUGUUCAGAAAGAGAUGUCGAAGGUAACCCUAGAUGCAAAGGAUCAACAGAAUUUGAAGAGAUUGGCGACGUUGAGUGCUGAGCUGGAGACAAUGGCAACAAGUUUGAAUAAGUUCAUGGGAACUGUGAAAGUUUCGAAUUCACCGAAGUUAGCGGAUCACUCUGGAGUGUUUGAAGCAGCUUCGAAAGUUCAAGGUGUCAAAGGAGACUUCAUGGCUAUCAAGCAAUCAGUGAUCAAGUUGAUCGAGGAGAGCAAGAUUCAAUCGCUGAAUGGUCUUUUGAAAAUGCUGGAUACACUUGAUACAGUUGGAUUAGACUUUGCAAGUCAUGCAUCUGCAUUUGCUAGUUCGAAAAAGUAACUUCAAGCCCUAGACACUUCAUUUGCAAACCUUAACAAAACAUCAAUAGCCAGUUCAUCUGGGGGAACCCCAGAGUCUUCAGGAUUCUGGGAUAGCUGGACUUCGUGGCUUUACAUUAGUUUGGCAAUACUCGUGCCAGUUCUCGGUGGAAUUUUAAUUGUUCUGGGAGUUCUUAAGUAUGUAGAGGUGAGAAAUCGAAAAAAAGUGGACGAGCACCAGAGGAGAAAUGAAGAUAUGAGAAAAUUGUUGGAUAAAAAACACACCGAAGAAGUUGACCAGAUGAAUUAAAAAAAACAUAAACAGCAGGAGAAAGUGCUUAUGGAACAAAUAAAACACGGCGCGUUGGCUGAAAAAAAUCCAAUCGACUAUCAGGAUCAUGUAGACGACAAUGCGAACGCGUAUAAACCAAUGAAUCCGAUUGAGAUGGUUGUAAAUCCCACAAAGUACGCCAAAAAAUCCUCGAAUGGCUUUAUGGAAAAGGUGGUGAAAGACAUUGCGGAGUAUCCAAAACCAGUGGACCCCCCGAAAAAUAGUUGGGAACGCUUCUCCGAGUAUAUUAAAGGACAAGUGCUCUGGUGUUGUCAAGAGACUGUUACAAUUUUAACUGAUUGGGUGAUAGGUCACGAGAAGGAUCAGAGAUAUACUGUGUCAAUGUUUGCCAAUUCCCAAAAUGCUCUUGUUGGAUAUGGGAAGCGAUUUGUGGACGGUUACAUUCACGCAAGCAAAGUCAUAUUUCCCAAUAACCUUCGCAUGAUUCUUACCCAAAGCCCACAACACAAAACCAAAACGCGCAACUCGACAAUUGAAAAGUUUUGGUGGAUGGCGAUGCAGGAGCGCUCGAAGUCUAUCGUGCAACUUUGUGAGAAUAUGGAGCCCACGCAUAAUCUAGAUUGGGAUACUAGUGAAGCUUGUGCGGAGUAUGUGCCAUUGGCGGAGGGUGGCGAGAUCAAGUUUGAUGGUGGAUCAGUGCGAUGUGUUCAAAAGUCGAUGGAGUUUGAUGACGAAGGCGAAGUUCGCCAGUUGUUGGUCAAUGAUCAACCGGAAUUCACAAUCGAGCAUCUUUGGUACAGAGGAUGGAAGGAUCGUUUGGUUCCGGAAAGCCCCAAAAUUAUGCUGGAUUUGUUGGACAAAGUGAAUACAAACACGACGCCAGUCAUUGUUCACUGCAAAAAUGGAAUCUCAAAGUCGGCUUGUUUUGCAUAUAUCGAACUCGCGUGCCAAAUGAUUCCCGGACUGACCAGCGACCAAUCGGACCGUGACAUUCUUUACGUUCUUUUGCGAAUGCGUGCCGAGUGUUUCCCGAAUUAUCAACUAUACUCGUUCGCGUUGUACGGCGUAUUCAUGCGUCUAAUGGAGAAAGGAGUACGACUAUUAUUGCGGCAUCUUCAAUGAUUGGUAUUCGGCUACAAAUACUGCUCGCGUUGACCAUAUGGCUAGCAGAGACGGGCGCCGCAUCAAAGAGAAAAAACCUGAGAAGUCUCUUCAUGAAUUUGACGAAAAUGGAAAACCAAAUAGAUCCAUUCUUGUCUAUCCUAAACUUGGCCUCGUCGAUUAAUUUUUUUGUACUGAAUGAAUGA
Molecule: messenger RNA, 4022 nt
Organism: Caenorhabditis elegans
Lineage: Eukaryota; Metazoa; Nematoda; Chromadorea; Rhabditida; Rhabditidae
Source: the annotation of a RefSeq genome assembly